CGAAUCGUGCCAUCUUGGAUUCACGGACAUCGGCUAUUAUUGUCGCGGCUUUUGCCGACCUCACGAGUCAUUUUUGAAAUUUGAAGAAACCGCCGAAGGAGAAUUUGCUCGCCUGAAGUAUUGCAUACAAUUUUUUUAAAUACAAGUGAAUAGUAACGAUACGCGCGAUGCAGAGUGGGGGAGAAACGGCAAUUGGGAGCGAGACAAAUGGCGCUGCGAAGAGAACGUCAUCAGUCUCGUCAACGUAUCAGUUGAAGGAGGACGAAUUUGCGAAACAGCAGCAAUCACCACAGCGAACGUGCAGUAGUGACGGCGUCAUGGUUAAACAGAACGGCGAGGAAUAUGAGGAGGGUGCACAGGAGCGAAUGCUCAAGGAUGACAGCACCCAAAAAAUCGCCAAAGACUCCACAGAGGUAAAAUUUAUCUCUGAAAAUGGCGAUGCCAAGAUUGAUAUUGGAGUGAUAAACCAGGCAUCUGCAAUGGGCAAGGAAGAACUGAUGAAAUUCGUUAAUGAUCCAUUCUGGGUGAGAAUGAGAUGGAUCUUGUUUAUUGGCUUCUGGUUACUUUGGGCUGCAAUGUUGGCUGGUGCUAUAGCCAUUAUCGUGAUGGCGCCGAAAUGUUCGGCACCUGAACCAAAAAAACUGUGGGAAGAAAGUCCCAUUGUUCAGUUGGAUAAUUUGGAUAAUCCUACCAAACAAUUGAAAGAAUUAGAACCUAUACUGUAUGAGCUGAAAGAUCUAAACGUUAAAGCUAUAUCUCUCUCAUCUUUGAUAAAACGAAGUUCGGAUGGAGGGAUCGAAGAUUAUAGAGCCAUCCAACGAGAAUUUGGAGACAUCAGCGACUUGGAGGCUCUUAUUAAGGUGGCGAACACAGAGGGUCAACAAAUCUUCCUCGAGUUGGAUCCUAAUCAUUCCUCCGUACAGCAUCCGUGGUUUAAACGAUCGGUUGAAAAGCAAGAACCAUUCACGUCCUAUUAUGUUUGGGCUAAUGGAAUAAUGGAUGGUGGGAAGAGAAAACCUCCCAAUAAUUGGUUGAGUGUAUACGGCGAAUCUGCAUGGGAGUGGAAUGAGCAGAGAGGUCAAUAUUAUCUUCAUCAAUUCAAUAAGACGCAACCCGACUUGAAUUAUAACAAUUCAGCAGUAGUGAAAGAAUUUGGAGAUAUUCUGACUCACUGGCUGAAGUUAGGAAUUAGUGGUUUCCGUCUGGCAAACACUCAGUACUUAACAGAAGAUCCGGAUCUUCGCGAUGAGUCUAGGAGUCAUCUUGCGAUAGAAUUUAACAAUUAUCAAUCGCUGACGCACGUACACACGCGCGGUCGGGCAGAGAACGCAGCGAUCCUGAUGAAAUGGCGAGGCAUCGUUCACAACGCAACUGACGGGAAAGGAUUAUUUGCAUUGCAAGAUGAUAUUGGCGCCGAUAUAUUGCAUGUAUACAAUCUGAAGGACACACUGAUCGAUCUACCACAGAGUUCACACUUCCUCACUGCUGCUAAUUUUAGCAUAAACGCCACAACGCUACACAAAAGUAUAUCACAGUGGAUCGAGAUUGCGCCAUGGCCCGCAUGGAACGUAAAUGGCAAAGUGCACUCUAUACGAGAACGUAUGCCUCGUGACGUCGCAGACAGCAUAACGUUAAUGACGAUGUUAUUACCGGGUACGCCGAUUUUCCGGUUGAGCGACGUCAGAUCCACGAAGGAUGCGUUUAAAAUUCUCUCAAACGCUCGAACUACCCCGACAUUCCUCUAUGGGAAUACAAUGACCAGAAUUGUACAAAAAGACGUCUUUGUAUAUACAAGGAUUGGAUUAAAAAGUGGUAAUCCGGGAUAUCUGGUAGCAUAUCAUACAGGAAAUGAUAACAUCACCAUAGAUUUAUCGAGUAUACCACACAUAUCAGAAGAAGUCAACAUAGUUGCAUAUAGUUCCAACUAUGCUCAAGGCUUAGAAGUAACGAAAAAAUUAUUCUCAGACAGAGUGCCCAUAACAGCACAAAGUGUGGUAGUUCUAACGUUUGUGCAAAAGGAAUAACUUCUACCAAGAAUUACACGAUGCAUUUUAAGUGCAAAAACAACGAUAUAUAUGAUACGUCAUUUUCGCUUCGAUAUGCAAACAAAUGUGUGUAAUUUACGUAUUAAUAUCAAUAAUGCAUUGUUCUGUACGAAGCACGCUCAAUUGUUACUCACGAUUAAAUCAGUCGAGUCAGUUUACCAAAACCAUUAAAAUAUAUACAUGCGUUUGUUUUUGUGAUGUACAUUGAUGUUAUUAUAUAAUUUACAUGUGAUUAAAUUUCGUAACGUGAUACCGCAAAUAAUGCAGUUUCGGAAUAUCGUAAUAUCCCGCGUUAAAUGUACAUGCGCAUGGAUUAAUCGUAGUAAAUUAAUUAACAUAUCAAACAAUAUUUCAAUAAUAUGACAAUAUAAAUUGUUCGCCAAUAUAAUAGUCGAUUAAUCUCACUUGAUAAAUGAAAAAAAAAGUUACAAAAUUUAUAUAUGUCAGAGCGUGCUAGAAUACAGAAAGAGUUUAUCUUAAUAUAUAAAUGAUGUGUGUACAAGUAUUGCAAUGAAAUAUAUGCAUAUAUCGCAAGCAAA
Molecule: messenger RNA, 2584 nt
Organism: Odontomachus brunneus
Lineage: Eukaryota; Metazoa; Arthropoda; Insecta; Hymenoptera; Formicidae
Gene: CD98hc
Product: neutral and basic amino acid transport protein rBAT
Exons: 10
Coding region: 168-2024 (618 amino acids)
Biological process (GO): amino acid transport; carbohydrate metabolic process
Source: RefSeq, a predicted model, not a curated record